GAAGAGAAAGAUUCAACUAUUCAAGGGUAGGACCGUAGGAUGAGGGGUGUGGGAUUUCCCAAGAAGCCCCUUCUAUCACGCGUGAACGCGUGAACGUCUUGUAGAGCAUUUCUGAAUCAUCAACUCUGCUAGUCUGCUUAACUGCUUAACGCCAUCUCUGGAACAGGACAGGCUUACCUUAUUUAGUAAGCACUGGCAUGGCACUGGGUUAACGAAAUACCUUGGUGCCUAGUCCUGAUUUGAUUGUAUUAUGCAUGGUUCAUCGUUUUUAGACAUCGUGACAUCUAGCGGCUAAUUGUUGAAACUCGCUUUUUAUCCCAUACGUAUUUGCCCAUGGUUUUUUUUUUUCACUUUUGUGUUCUUCUUUCAGUCUCUUCUAAAUAACGUCACCUGCCUUUAAUAACGUCACCUGCCAUUGGUUAAUUUUGUAUCUAAAGAACAAACGAAGUCUUUAAAAAAUAAUUUGUUAAUUGAAUUUGACAACCACAACACCAUAUCCAUUGAUUUCAAAUUUUUACCAAUUUGUUUGGAUAGAUUUUGUUUCCUUUGAUUACCUAAAAGCGCUAAAAGUCAUUGAAGUCGACAGAUUCUGUCUUCUAUCACAUACUUGAGGCCAUGAUUUCAUCUGGUGAUGGAUACAGAUUGGUUUCAGAACAUCGGUCUGGGUUUCCAUCUAAUCCUUCUGUUUGGUCUUAUGGAAUGGCUAUGCCUUGGCAACAUCCAGGCCAACAACUUGCAUUUCCUGUUCCACUGCAUUUUGUGACUCCACAGCUUAAUACUCAGUGGUUUCCUGUAGAAAAUUUUGCUAGCCUUCCACACAAGCCUAAGAUUAAUAAGGAAAACACAUCUACAUUUGAAAACACAAAACCUUCACGCAGAUUUAGUGAUCCUGGACCAAGGGUACAAGUUAGUAAUAGUAGUGAUAAACCAUCCCUUUCCCACAAGAAUAAAACAGUGAACGAAGACAAAUGGCACCAUUCUGAAAAUCAACAUAUUGCUGAUGAAGCCAAUAAAGACAGGAUUUUUAGUAAUUUACUUCAAGAACUAAGAACUGCACGUGAUUUUAAUCGCCAACUUUGUCUAGAACUCCAUAAGGCAAAUAUGAAACUGCAUUUAACCCAGCAGCAUGCUAAUGAGCAUCAACCAGGCUCUAUGGCAGCACUUGUACGAAAGUUAUAUGAAGCACAUCACAUACGAAGUGAAGUGCUUUCUAACUGGAGUAAGUCAGGGGAGUCAUUUGGAAGAAAAAGUAGUUGCACAUCAAACAAGUUCGAUUCUGACGACCCUGAAGAUUCCUUGUUGAAGGAACGGGAAGUGCUAAUUACUAGAUUGCAGUCAACUGAAAAGAAGAUUCAGCGUCUUCGAAAUGCCCAGUGGAACGGCGCAGCAACGGAAAGUCCUUACUGUCAACACAAUGUAGAACAGCGCUCGCCUAUGAACACAAGUCGGUGUAUGGGUGAUGUACUUUCGUUCAACAAAGUGUCGCGGAACCACUCGUUUGCAAUGACUUCACCUUCCACAUCGGAUCCUCCAUCGCUUGAAGACCUUGACAUUACCAGUUCCAAACAUUAUGGAGGUAUAAGUACGACCAAUUCAGGCCUCUCGCAUCAUCUUCUGCAGCCGAGCCGGCCUUUACUCGAAGGGCGGACAUACGUGCCCAACAGCAACAUCCUGAUCCAAGGUGCGACUUCUAUGGCCGGCCCGACACUGAAGAGGGACAUCGAAUUACAAUUAGCGACGGUGGAGCGCGAUCGUCGUCAGCUAGAACACCAACUUCAGGAUUCAAUCGGAACUCGGCGUCUCUCGGAAGACCGUGUCAUCAAGCUGGAGCGACUGGUCUCGGUCCUGAGGAAAAAGUUGGAUAUGCAGACUACGAUCCACAAUACGAGCUCAUCCAAUUGCUCAGCUGCACUGCCUUCGCCGACUGAAAAUAACAGGCCGACCAAUACCAAUUAUUCGACAACCCCAAAUGACUACGCCGCUUACCCGACCUCCGGUAGGGCCAGCCAGCUGUCAAUGGAAGGGCCGACUUCUCUGCCUUCUUACCUUCAAGUCGUCGGACCCAUUACCCAACUCUAACGACUGGCGUGUCUGUAGUCAAACAGCUCAAUGCGCCAUUUAUUCACACCCACUCCCCCGUACGAUAUCAACUUCAAAAAAGGCGAAUCGAAUUUAUUUAACCUUAAAAUAUGUAUUUAGCCAUCAAGAGCUGUCGAUCGUCUCAUGUUUGCACUUGGCUAUACUUUCUUCGUUUUUUUUAGGGGGGGGGGGGGGGUAGGGUAUAAAACCUUGGAGUAGAUUAAAAAAGCGAGGUAAUGAGACCGAAUUGUAUUUGUUUGCGCGAAAUCUGUUUCGAUGAUUUAAAAAACGUUCGUAUGUAAUCAGCAAAAUGUCUAGAAUGUCGGAAUACUUUUCGCAAAUUUAAUUACUAGUCCCCCGAUUGCGUGCACUUCUUACGUCGAGAAUGUUUUGGACUUUUUUUUUUAAUUAUUAUUUUUCGGGUUUAUACGGCAUGAUCCUAGUGCCAUUCUUAGAAUGCCGUUAGUCUGUUGUUCUUCAAGGGCCAUUCUAAACCGUCCGUCAUCUGCCAGUGAAUUCUACGUGCCUGGCUGUCUGUGUGUUUCGUUUUGUCUUUGAUUUUCUUCUCUGAUUGAAUUGAUGUCUAAGUAGAAUUACGCUUAAGAGGUGCCUUUUCUUCCUUUUUUAUAUCCUUCAACCGACUGUUGUAGUUUUUCCACGUUUGUUUUGACAAAAUGCAUAACCGUUUGACAAUUUUGUAAUGAUGUAUGAGCUGAAAUACUAGAAUAAUCUUCACCAGG
Daphnia pulicaria is the source of this 2819-nucleotide messenger RNA. RefSeq lists its product as uncharacterized. The record is from RefSeq and is a predicted model, not a curated record. The transcript has 9 exons. Bases 616 to 2079 code for a protein of 487 amino acids. Lineage: Eukaryota; Metazoa; Arthropoda; Branchiopoda; Diplostraca; Daphniidae.